AGCGAGCGCCUUCCUAGCUCAUUUCCCAGAAAUCAGCUGACCGGCCCCCCUCCUUAGCUCCACCUUUCCUGCGGCUCUUGGUUACUCAGAGCACAACAGACACACGAGACGCUGGUGGCGCGAGGUGCCGCGGUCCCGCUGUGGGUACCAGGAUUAGAGCAGACUCAUCGCUGAUCUCGCUCCUGGACAGCAGACCAUGGGUACACGUAUAGUCGCCGUUGCAAUUGUCACUCUGCUCGUCGUUGGAUGUACAAUUGGAGGAGCAGCAGCAAAGGACCACAGCUCUGAGGAGAAUAAUGGAAGUGUCAUUGGAGCUGUCAUUGGAGCCACAGUGGGAGCAGGAUUGGCACUGGUUGGCCUCCCGGUGUGCCUCGGCGCGCUGGGGUUCACCGGGGCCGGCAUCGCCGCGGGCUCCAUCGCUGCCAAGAUGAUGUCGGCAGCUGCCAUCGCCAACGGCGGCGGAGUGGCUGCUGGCAGCACUGUGGCUGUGCUGCAGUCCAUCGGAGCUGCAGGUCUUUCUGCUGGUGCCAAAGUUGGGCUGACAGCUGCCCUGGGCUCAGCUGGUGCAGCAAGCAGUGACUGGAUCACUGAGUGAAAGAAACCUCCAAGUGACGAACCUAAAAUGGAUAAAAAUCCAAGUGACAAACCCAAAGGAAAGUAACUCAAGUGACAAACCUGUGGAGGAGACAACUCCAGACGAGCAAACCAAGAGAAGCAAAGCAGGUUCCUGAUCCCAAGGCCUUGCCUGCUCAAUGCAGAUGCUGGGAAACCCCUACAGACCCCUCAGGGCUCUGCCUCCCCUUUUAAAAGCUUGGGAUUCUUGUGAGCAGCCAUUGCCCUGAAGCCAAUAAAUGUGCUGUGCUUGCAGCAGA
This is a messenger RNA of Serinus canaria (Common canary), 872 nucleotides long. Its product is annotated as interferon alpha-inducible protein 27-like protein 2A. The coding region runs from base 197 to 595 and encodes 132 amino acids. The record is from RefSeq and is a predicted model, not a curated record. Gene Ontology annotation, cellular component: mitochondrion; membrane. NCBI's taxonomy places the organism in Eukaryota, Metazoa, Chordata, Aves, Passeriformes, Fringillidae. Gene Ontology annotation, biological process: apoptotic signaling pathway. The transcript is spliced from 7 exons.